Molecule: messenger RNA, 1585 nt
Organism: Solanum verrucosum
Lineage: Eukaryota; Viridiplantae; Streptophyta; Magnoliopsida; Solanales; Solanaceae
Product: pentatricopeptide repeat-containing protein At4g36680, mitochondrial-like
Exons: 1
Coding region: 127-1374 (415 amino acids)
Molecular function (GO): protein binding
Source: RefSeq, a predicted model, not a curated record
GAUAUUCCUAAUUUUUGAACUCACUCUAGAAUGUGCUUCAAGAUUCUCAUUUCCUUGAAAACCCCAGUAACCUCCGCCUCCUAAAACCUUACUUUCACUGUACACCCAAAACCGGCUAAAACCCUAAUGUCUUCUUCCAUUUCCCUGCGCCUGGCGCGCCACCUCUCAACCUCGGCAGCCGCCGCCGCCGCCACCACUGCCACUGCCACUGCCGCUGCUUCUUCAACAUCCGGCGCAACCAUCUCUAUCUCCAAAGCAAAAUCCAAGCUCAAGUCUGAGCACGAUCCAGACAAAGCCCUAAAAAUUUACUCCUCUGUUUCUAACCAUUACACUUCUCCUUUAUCCUCCCGUUAUGCACAAGAAUACACAGUCAAACGCCUCGCUAAGUCCCAUCGUUUCUCCGACAUCGAAGCCUUCCUCGAGUCUCACAAGGAUGACAAAAAAAUUACCCAGGAACCCUUCCUUUCCUCUAUAAUUCGUUCGUAUGGAUUAGCUGGAAUGUUUGAUCAGGCGCUUAAAACUUAUCUUCAAAUGGACGAUAUAGGUACCCCUAGAUCAGCAGUUUCGUUCAACGUGCUUCUUUCAGCUUGUGUGAACUCCAAAUUAUAUGAUCGUGUUCCCCAGCUGUUUGAUGAAAUGCCAAAGAAGCAUGGAUUCUUACCUGAUAAAGUUUCGUAUGGUGUAUUGAUUAGGUCUUACUGUGAAAUGGGGAAGCCUGAAUUGGCAAUGAAGAAACUUAAGGAGAUGGAAGAGAAAGGUGUUGAAAUUACAGCUGUUACUUUCACAACCAUAUUGCACUCCUUGUAUAAGGGAGGAAGGAGUGAUGAGGCUGAGAAGGUUUGGAAUGAGAUGGUGAAGAGAGGUUGCGGUCCGGAUGUUGGUGCUUACAAUGUAAAGAUUAUGAACAUUCAGGGUGGUGAUCCUGAGGGAGUGAAGGGUUUAAUUGAGGAAAUGAGCAAUGUGGGCUUAAAACCCGACACGAUCAGUUACAAUUACUUGAUGUCUUGUUACUGUAGGAAUGGGAUGAUGGAUGAAGCUGAGAAAGUUUAUGAGGAUUUGGAGACAAAGGGGUGCAAUCCAAAUGCUUCAACUUUUAGAACUUUGAUAUUCUAUUUGUGUAAGAAUGAACUGUUUGAGACAGGGUAUAAAAUAUUCGGGGAGAGUGUGAGAGCAAACAAGAUUCCGGAUGUCAAUACACUCAAGUACUUGGUGCAUGGUUUGGCGAAGAGUUCAAAGGCGAAAGAAGCAAAAGAAAUGAUCAGGACAAUGAAGAAGAAGUUCCCUGCUAAUGUGGUGAAAGUUUGGACCAAGUUAGAGGAUGAGCUUGGUUUGGCUAAAGUCGACAUCAGUGAUAUCAAGUCUAAUGUUGCUUAGUAAUGAUUUUUGUUUGAGAUAUAGCUGUAAGCAGUAGCCAGCUUUAUAACUGUUGAGGAACUUUACAUGAUUGAAUUUUUUUGUUUGUCAUAAAGAUGUGAGUUAGCACUUGGCGCUAACAUUUGUUGUGCCAUUUAUUUUUGAAAGCUAAUAUAGAUCUUUUACUUGGAGUUUUGUAGUGCUUUUGAAGAUAUGCAAAUGUUCAAUUCUA